CCACUGCCCCGCAGACAGCAGGCCCGUUUCCUGCCCUUCCCUCUCGGUGGAUGUAAACAGAUUACUUUGCUGGAUCUGUAUGUCCGAACUCUUAUUCCUUCCUUUAUAACAGAACCGCGCUAACAAUGAAGAAGUUUUUCGAAGAUAUAAAGAAGGAUAUUAAAUUUAAAUCAGCGGGACCAGGGAAGAAACUUACAGAGGAAAGCAGCGGAAGGCCUCCAGUAGCUCAGAGCAGUAACCAGGUGAAGCCUCGUGCUGGACCCAAUGAAAGCGCUCAGAGAGCCGGAGCUGCAGCACUGGCUCGAGUGGAGCAGCAGCACCGGCCGCGCAUGCAAACCUCACAGGAUGCCAUCAGGAACCAGGUGAGGAAGGAACUUGAGGCAGAGGCUGCAGCCACAGCAGCAGGACCAAAAAGUGUGGAGGCUGAGGUUCCAGUGAAAGACCCUGCAUGUUUCUCUGUAUCCGGGGUGUACUUUAUCUGCCCCUUAACUGGGGAAACCUUAACGAAAAGCGAGAGGGAGAUGCACAUUAAGGAGGCUAUUCUCCUGAGAUUCUCUGAGGAUCCACUCGAGGCUUCUGUUAUGAUGGUCCACACUUUUAAUAAGGACAGGGAAAAAGUAAAGGCUGCAGUGGAUAUCAUCAGCAAAUACAUUGACAACAUCUGUAAAAAUCCAACAGAAGAAAAAUUCAGGAAGAUAAAAGUCAGCAACAAAGUGUUUCAGGAGAAGGUGAGUGGGAUCGAGGGGAGUCGAGAGUAUUUGCAGGCUCUUGGAUUUGAGAGUGCCAUGCUACCAGUAGAUGGUCAAGAAGAGACAGAGGAGUUCCUGGUUCUGCCGGAGCUGGACACAGAGUCACUGGAGAAAAUAAAGGAGAAGAAGGAGCAGCUGCAGAACGGGGAGCCUGUCCGAGCCCAGCUGGACCGCCAGCCUCAAGCCUUCAGACCUACACAAAAUGCUACACGCUUUGAGCUGCCUCCAGACUUCUACAACCUGAGUGCAGAAGAAUUGAAAAGAGAGCAGCAGGCCAAGAGCGAUAUAGUGGAGAGAAAUUCCAUGCUCCGGACAAAAGCCAUGCGGGAAAAGGAUGAGCAAAGGGAGAGACGGAAGUACAACUACGCGCUCCUGAGAAUACGGUUACCAGACGGGAAUAUACUGCAAGGGACUUUCCUGGCCUGGGAGAGAGUGGCAGCACUGUAUCAGUUUGUGAGAGAUUGGUUGGAAAAUGGCUGGCAGCCCUUUGAGCUGUUGGCACCUGGUGGCCAGAAACUGAAGGAAGACGAGGACGUGGCACUGAAUGAAUGUAACCUUGCCCCUGCAGCUCUCCUGACAUUCUCUUGGGAUGCUGCAGUCCAGGCAGACAUUGCUGCAGCCGGAGGAAAGAGCACUUCGGUUCUGAAGCCAGAACUGCUAGCGAACAUACAGACCCUGAGCUGAACCCUGGCUUUAAUUCAUAUUCUGCUGUCCCUGCCUGUGCCUCCUGUUUCCACUCCUCUGUUAACAGCCCUCUUUCCCUGCUGGAGUCCACACAACCCUGAAUUCAGAUAAAUAGGCUCAGAGCAUUACUGCAAGUGCUGGUAGGGAGUUGCAGGAUGAGAAGUGUGGGAGAAUGCAGUGGUAUUGCUUCAUCAAGUGAUUCAGCAGCUUCAGCAAUGGCUGCUUUGGAUAGGGACGUCUGCACUUUCACAUCUGAGCAAAGGCAUUGUAACAUCAUUUGCCUCAUUCAAGAAGGAUAUUUUUGUGAUUAAAUGUUCAGUGUAUUGAUUGUAUGCUGAACAAUGAGGUGAUUUUUACUGCGUGGUGAUGCUGCUGUUAAACCAGUCCGUCUCUAAACCUGUGUUCUAUUGAAGAGUUGGUAUUUUUAAACAGAUCCGUUAGAUGUGGAACAGAUUUAAAAGCACUUUGAGAGAAUUGUUGGUUAUGCCGUGUUAAAACUAAUCCGCUUCGCAAAAUAUUGGUGGCAAUGUUCGUAAUAAAAUGUGGAAAAAUUGAUUUGUUCAUUUCAGAGCUAACAUGUUCACCCAGUACAGUCAUUUCAGUUAUUUUCUUAUUUAUUUUGUAUUUAAUAGCUUUAAAAAAAGAAAAGAAAAACACUAUUAAACAGGAUUGCAUAUUACAUACUGCAGAAACCAGGAUAACAACAAGCUACCUCAUCACAAACCAGUAAAUUGUCCUGACAUUUCAUAAGAACACCAGAAUGCGGUUAUGAAAUUUACUUGUCCAAGUAGUGCAGUAUGUGUCUUGUCAAAGAUUCCCAGCAUCAUUAGGGAACAGCAACGAAUCUGUUUUAAGAUGUAUUAGUUGAAUGUUUAACUAAAUUCAAAUGCACAGCACAAGAAAAAAACAUCUUAAUAUUUGUCUACAGUAGCACUGUUUUGUUGCUUUGACUGAAUAUAUAAUAAAAAGUGCAUCAGA
This is a messenger RNA of Astyanax mexicanus (Mexican tetra), 2411 nucleotides long. RefSeq names its product UBX domain protein 6 (gene ubxn6). The transcript is spliced from 11 exons. NCBI's taxonomy places the organism in Eukaryota, Metazoa, Chordata, Actinopteri, Characiformes, Acestrorhamphidae. Gene Ontology annotation, cellular component: cytoplasm. The record is from RefSeq and is a predicted model, not a curated record. The coding region runs from base 126 to 1433 and encodes 435 amino acids. Gene Ontology annotation, molecular function: protein binding.